UCAGACUCAGCGAUUUCGUUGGGCAAGUAAAACAGUUUAUUAAGCGCUGAACAACAGAGGGCUGACCAAAAAGCGGGUGUGGGCAUAUUUACAUACAUAUGUAUGUAUGUUUGUCGCAUUGGUGUACCUAUGUACCUAUGUACAUAUGUAUGUACAUAUUUACUUUAGUACAUGUGAACACAAGCGCGCUGCUAAGUGUCGAGGACAGAAAGUGGUACAACCACACUGUGGUGCUUAGAUACGAGUAUCUACGUAGAAUUGCGCCAACUGAUAGCGAAUCGAAAGCGCAAUGCGAUUGUGUGCCUCCGAUUAGCAGUUACCGCUCAACAGUAGGAUACAGAGGAGGCGUCACACGUCAAACGAUCACUGCUCGCUUUUUAAUAAAGAGCCAGGCCUAUCGACGUGGUUACUGCGAAACACCAAAACCAUGCCCGACAACAGCAGCAAAUUUAACCCUGAUGCACAAUUGGAUAUCCCCAAGUGGAUAAACGUGAAGUACUUUGAGAAAAUACUCCACAAAGAGGAUGAAAACUUUCAAAAAAUCUUGAAACUUACAGUAAUUCCGGCCACACCGCCCGGCGAGAACUACACAUCGCUCAUGAUGCGCAUACUAAUGGAUAUAGAACUAAAAGAUGGAUACACCCAACAAAAGGCGUAUAUUGUCAAAACAACGCUGGACGACGACAAGGGCGGUACACUCAUCAACGCAUUAAAUCUCUUUCCGAAAGAGAAGCUUAUGUAUGAACGCAUUUUGCCAGAGUUGGAGCAACUCUACCAUGACCUCGACAAGAAAGUGAAAUUCGCUGCCAACUGUCAAUGGAUCGAGCAGAAACCGAGCCGCACCACUAUUGUGCUCGAGGACUUGAACACGAAGAAAUUCCGGAACAUCAACCGGCUUCAAGGCUUCGAUAUGCUGCACAUGAAGCGCGUACUUGAAAAGCUCGCCGAGUUCCAUGCAGCGACCGUCAUGUGGCAUGAGAAGCACGGCGCGUUCCCAGUCGAGUUCCAGAAGACUUAUCUACCGGCCAACUAUCAAAAAUCGAAAUCUUAUCAAGCGCGCGUGCAAAGCUUUAAGGCAGCGAUGGCGACGUGGGGCCUAGAUGACUAUGACAAAUAUGUGGAACGCAUUCCAAAUGCCGAGCAGUUCGUUAAUGCAGCCAUGAGCUGCUUCAACUCUGACCCCAGCGAAUUUAAGGUGCUGAAUCAUGGAGAUUUCUGGUCCAGCAAUAUUAUGCUGAACUACACUUCCAGUGGCGAGGUGAACCAGAUCCGCUUUGUGGACUUCCAACUAUGCAGAUGGGGCAGCCCAGCACAAGAUCUAUGGGAGCUAAUCGUCUGCUCGGUGGUGAGCAAUCUGCGCAUUUGGGAAUUCGAUCACUUCGUUCGAAUAUAUCACACUCACCUACUGAAGUGCUUAAAGUUACUAAACUACGAGAAAGCGGUGCCCAAACUAAGCGAACUACAUAUCAGCAUGUUAAAGCACGGCUUCUGGGGCUACAGCACAACGUUCACACAUUUAGUUCUAAUACUGCUGCCGUCAGAUAAAGACGCCAGCCUGCUCAAGCUAAUCCAGCCCGGUGAAGAGGGGGACAGGUUUCGACACAAAGCUUAUACAAAUCCGCUAUAUGUGCGAGCCAUGCUAGAUAUUUUGCCGUUUUUGUAUAGGCGAGGAAUUCUGGAUUUUUACAUCUACUCUGCUAUUACCAUGGGAACGGGUGCCAAAAACUACCAGCCCCCAGAAUGGAUUACAGCUGAGUUUCUGCAGGAUGUGCUAAAGGAAUAUUUCAAGGACGACACUUUGGAGGUACGCGAGAUUGUGGUGAAGAGCGCACUGGGCGGGGCGAAUGUGGGCAGCGGCUACGCCAGCGAAAUGCACCGCGCCACUUUUAACUUGGCGCGGAAAGACGGCACCGGCCGCUUCUCCGUGAUUAUCAAAGAUCACCCCAAGGGCUACACUGGCGUCGUCGCACACAAGAGCAAACUGUUCAAGCGCGAGAUUGUGGCCUACAAAGAAAUUUUGCCCCGCGUUGAGGAGUUGCUUGCUUCCAUUGCUGACAAGACGAAAAUUGCUCCCGCCUGUUACUAUACCACCGAGACUCCUGAGCCAUUCGUUGUGCUGGAGGAUAUGCAACUAACAGGUUUUGAAAACUUCGAAAAGGGCCGCUUGCUUAACCUGGACUACACCCUGCCGGCCAUCGAGAGAUUGGCAAAGCUCCAUGCGUGUUCUGCUGUUAUAGCCAAAGAGACGCCUGAAGUUUUGGAGAUCUUCCACGAAGCACCCAUUUCUAGGAAUCCAGAUCGCAAGGAUUUCCUUGGCUUUUUUCCAGUGAACAUACGCUGCGUAGCUGAGGAGCUGACACAUUGGAAGGGCUACGAGGAGAUCACUGAAAAAAUGUUUAAAUUGGCCGAAACUGUGCUUCAGAAUGCAGUGCAAAUGUACGAAUGCCACGACCAAGGCUUCCGCGUUUUCAAUUCCGCUGAUUUGUGGAUUGACAAUUUGAUGUUCCAUAUAAACAAUGACACAAAGGAACCCGAUGAGGUGGUUUUGUUAGAUUUCCAGCUGUCGUACUAUGGUUCACCGGCAGUGGAUCUGAACUAUUUCCUCUUCGGCUCACUUAACGAGAAUGUGCGGAAAGUGCAUUUCAAGUAUAUAGUGCGUGAAUACCAUCGAAUUUUGAAAGAAACGCUGGAGAAGCUCCACUACGACGGCGAGAUACCGACGUUGAAGGACAUAAACAUCGAGCUUAUAAAGAACAGCCUGCAAGUGAAGUAUCCCAAGCAAAUACCAAAACUGAAAGAUCUACACAUCCUUUUACACAGAACCAACAUUUGGGCUUAUACGACAGUCACUGGAGUUAUGGGCGCCGUAUUGUUGGAUCCCACUGACAAAGCCGACGUCGCAGCCCUAGUCGGGGAAAAUGAAGCCGGGAAUGAAUUUAAGAAGCAAAUGUACACCAGCGCCAGAUUUCGAAGGCACGCUGAGGUUGUCCUGCCGUGGCUGUUCAAUCGCGGCGUGUUGGACUACUACGACAUCCAGACGCCAUCACAAUUUGGUGUCAUACUGCUGGAAGAUUUGCGCCAGCGUGGUUUCAAAAACAUCAACCGCCUUGAGGGGCUCGACAUGGACCACGCAAGGUGUGUACUGAAGAAGCUUGCUCAAUGGCACGCAGCGUCGGCCACGCGGGUCCAGUUGAAGGGGCUUUAUCCUGCAUCUUUGACAACUGCAUACUUUUUGGACGACCACUACGAGCUGAUGAAGCAAAUAUAUAAAAAUUUGGGCGAUGCAUUUCUGAGCAGCGCGAGAUCAUUCCCAGGGAAUGAAGAAUACAUUGAAAGCUUGGAAAAAUUUAAUUCGCACUACUUUGAUAGUUUCUUUAAUGCUGGCAAAGUUGAUCCGAAUGAGUUUAAUGUUUUGAACCAUGGAGACUGCUGGUCCAACAAUGUUAUGUUUCAAUACGAUGCGUUUGGCAGGAUCAAAGAGACAUAUUUCGUGGAUUAUCAAAUUCCAAAGUAUGGCUCGCCAGCUCAGGACUUGUACUACCUCAUCCUUUCGUCUACGAGCUACGACUUGAAAUUGAAGCAAUUCGAUUAUUUCGUAAAAUUCUAUCAUGAAAAUCUGGCGGAGAGUCUCACUCUCUUGAAGUAUCCCAAGCAAAUACCAAAACUGAAAGAUCUACACAUACUUUUACACAGAACCACCAUUUGGGCUUAUACGACAAUCAUUAGUGUUAUGGGCGCCGUAUUGUUGGAUCCCACCGACAAAGCGAAUAUCGUAGACAUAGUCGGGGAAAGCGAAGCUGGGGAUGAGUUUAAGAAGCAAAUGUACACCAGCGCCAGAUUUCGAAGGCACGCUGAGGCUGUCCUGCCGUGGCUGUUCAAUCGCGGCGUGUUGGAGUGCUGAACAUACAUACAUACAAUGUACAUAAUAGAGUUGGGCACUUUAGUUCUU
Molecule: messenger RNA, 3949 nt
Organism: Rhagoletis pomonella (apple maggot)
Lineage: Eukaryota; Metazoa; Arthropoda; Insecta; Diptera; Tephritidae
Exons: 13
Coding region: 428-3901 (1157 amino acids)
Source: RefSeq, a predicted model, not a curated record